This is a messenger RNA of Penaeus chinensis, 1416 nucleotides long. Its product is annotated as sodium-coupled monocarboxylate transporter 1-like. The transcript has 9 exons. The record is from RefSeq and is a predicted model, not a curated record. NCBI's taxonomy places the organism in Eukaryota, Metazoa, Arthropoda, Malacostraca, Decapoda, Penaeidae. The coding region runs from base 1 to 1416 and encodes 471 amino acids. Gene Ontology annotation, molecular function: symporter activity. Gene Ontology annotation, biological process: sodium ion transport; transmembrane transport. Gene Ontology annotation, cellular component: membrane.
AUGUACCUCACCAUUCGGGACUUGCCUGUGCUCAGCAACUUAGUGAUGACCGCCGACGUCCGCUUCGCGGUCCUGGACUACGUGGUGUUCGUGUCGAUGAUGCUCGUGUCGCUGGCCAUCGGCGUGUACAGCUCCCUGCGGAAGAAGGGCGCGUCCUCUACCCAGGCGUUCCUAUUCGGGGGGCGCGAGAUGCCCGUCGCGCCCGUGGCUAUUUCGCUGGUUGGGGGCGUCAUCUCGGCUAUCUCAAUCCUGGGCUUGCCAACGGAAAUGUACCUCUACGGAACGCAGCUGACCACUAACAUCAUCGGGUUGACUCUGGGCGUCAUGGUAGUCAAAUAUGUGUUCCUGCCAAUUUUCUAUCCGCUGAAACUUGUCUCCAUAUACGAGUAUAUCGAACUACGCUUCAAAUCUAAAGCACUUCGCAAACUGGCCAUAACUUGCUGGCUGAUGGAGUCGUGUAUGUACCUCGGCUCCUGCCUCUAUGCCCCCUCCUUAGCCCUCCUGUCGGUCACGAGCCUCCCGACGUGGGUCUCCAUUCUCAUCGUGGGCCUCGUCUGCGCUGUCUACAUCUCUAUUGGCGGAGUGCAGGCGGUGGUGUACACAGACGUAGUGCAGACUCUGCUCAUGUUCGGAGGUGUCGUGACGGUGGUGGCUGUUGGCUGCAGGGACUUGGGCGGACUGGGCGGGGUGUUGCAGAUCGCAGAUCGGGGCGGCAGGCUCGAGUUCUUAAAUACAGACCCGAGUCCCUUCGCCCGACACACACUAUGGUCUACCAUCUUCCUCGGUCUCUACAUGGCAUUCAGCAUCACCGGCACAAGUCAGACGCAGUAUCAGCGGUUUGCCUCCGUCAAGAGUCUGGCCAUGGCUCAGAGUCUGUGCUCGCUGUUCAACGUCGGCAUUCUUUUGCUGUGGGGCGUGUUCUACUUCUCCGGCCUGGUCGCCUACGCCGUGUACAGCGACUGCGAUCCCUUGACCGCCGGCAGGAUCGAGAAGCCCGACGAAAUCAUGCCGUACUUGGUCGCGGACAAGCUCAGUCACCUGAAGGGGUUCUUCGUGGCCUCGGUGUAUGGCGGCGUCCUCAGACUACAGCCCCCCCCCCCCUUCUCCCCCGACAGCUCCCUCUCUUCGCAGUGCAACGCCAUGGCCUGCGUCGUGUGGGAGGACCUCCUGAAGGACAGAUCUUAUUUCCAGAAAUUCAGUGACCGCAGCGCUACAAACGUCGUCAAAAUUCUGUCACUUAAAGUUAUUAAUAUAAUUGGUGUUAACAUGAUGUCAUCGGCCAGAAGCAGUGACACUCUAGUUAUGCUAUAUCUUACCACCAAGAUCGUCCACAAAUACUGGACCCCUAACAUAAACACAACUUCUACAACUGCAACCUCACUUCCACCAAACUUUUUUGUGGUUUUAUUCCCUUAG